AUGGCAAAUGCUUUCCUUCCUCUUCUUCUCCUUUGCAUACUUCUCCUUGGUCCUGCAACUUUUUCAGCUAGAAUAGGAAACCAUCAAAAAGCUCUCCCUUAUUUAGUGCCAAAAUUUCGAGUAUCGCCAGCCAAAGGGCUCAUUAGAGGAUUUAACUUGCAUCCAAAGCAGGACGUUAACAUUGUUGCGAAUGAUUUUGCUGCAGCAAAUGACUCAAGAAUUGUUGAAAAACCUUUGAAGCUUAAUAUUCUUGGUGCUCCUGACCCCAGCGUUGCAGAUUUGGGUCAUCAUGCUGGAUACUUUAACCUUCCCCACACUGUAGGAGCAAGGAUGUUCUACUUUUUCUUUGAAUCGAGGAGGAAGAAUAACUCUGACCCUCUUGUCAUCUGGCUGACUGGAGGACCGGGAUGCAGCAGUGAAUUAGCUCUCUUCUAUGAAAACGGCCCUUUUCAUAUAACUGAUGGCCUCUCCCUUGUGUGGAAUAAUUUUGGUUGGGACAAGAUAUCAAACAUCAUAUUUGUCGACCAGCCAACCGGCACUGGCUUCAGUUAUAGUUCCAGCAACGAUGAUAUUCGCCAUGACGAAAAAGGAGUCAGCAAUGACCUGUAUGACUUCCUCCAGGCCUUUUUUAGGAAGCACCCUGAGUAUACAAAGAAUGAAUUCUACAUAACAGGAGAAUCAUAUGCAGGGCAUUAUGUUCCUGCUCUUGCUGGACGAGUUAACCAAGGAAACAAGAAUAAAGAAGGAAUCCUUAUAAACUUGAAGGGCUUCGCUAUUGGUAAUGGACUCACAAACCCACUAAUCCAGUACAAGGGAUUGCCUGAUUAUGCUUUGGAACAUAAAUUAAUCAGUCAAUCAUAUUACAACGGCAUGCAGGAGUCCGUCACAGAGUGCGAAGAGGCAAUAGAAGCUUGCGGCACUAGUGGCACAGAUUCUUGUGAGACGGCGUAUGAACUGGGCAAUGAAAUAUUCGAUGAUAUAUUGAGUAGUGCUGGAAAUAUAAAUUACUAUGACAUCCGAAAGCAGUGUGAGGGUCAACUAUGCUAUGAUUUUUCAAAUGUGGAGAAUUUUCUGAACCAGGACACAGUGAGAGAAGCUCUAGGUGUUGGGCACAUUGAAUGGGUUUCAUGUAGUUCAACCGUGUACGAUGCAAUGGUUGAUGACUGGAUGAGAAAUCUUGAAGUAGAUGUUCCAGCAUUACUCGAAGAUGGAAUCAAGUUACUUGUGUAUGCAGGAGAGUAUGAUCUAGUAUGCAACUGGCUUGGAAACUCAAGAUGGGUUCAGGCCAUGGAAUGGUCUGGUCAGAAAGCGUAUUUAGCUGCUCCUAAUACUUCAUUUACAACAAAUGGUGUCGAGGCAGGAGUGCGAAAAGGCUAUGGUCCACUUACUUUUCUUAAGGUACUUAAUGCUGGACACAUGGUCCCAAUGGAUCAGCCACAAGCAGCACUGGAAAUGUUAGAGAGCUGGAUAAAAGGGAAGCUUUGACAGAGAAGGACGUUAACUGCACUUAAAUUGUGAUUUAUCCCAUACGAGCUGAAAAAAUAUGUAAAGUUUAUACAUAAUGUCUUCACUUUUUAUUUUCAAAAUGACAUCUAAACAUUACUUUAAACAUUCAAAGAGAUUUUGGUUGUUAUCUUA
Molecule: messenger RNA, 1638 nt
Organism: Coffea eugenioides
Lineage: Eukaryota; Viridiplantae; Streptophyta; Magnoliopsida; Gentianales; Rubiaceae
Product: serine carboxypeptidase-like
Exons: 8
Coding region: 1-1485 (494 amino acids)
Biological process (GO): proteolysis
Cellular component (GO): vacuole
Molecular function (GO): serine-type carboxypeptidase activity
Source: RefSeq, a predicted model, not a curated record